UAAUUGUUUUCGUGUAUGCUUAAUCGGAGCUUAUAUACCGCGAUACUGCACUUUAAUACGGCGUUUGUCAAACCGUUUAAACAUUGCUGUGAUCUAAACAAUUAUGCUUGAUUUUUUCGUUUUCCACCGAUUUUCAUUAUCACAAUCACGGAUUGUAGGUAUUAUUAGGGCUGAUCGAUAUGUCAUAACGCAAAAUAUUCAGCCUAUUCAAGAGUGCUAUAAACAUUAAUGAACGAAAUAUUGAAUACAUAAGCGGCCGAGUGUUUGGUAUCCAUGUGCGACUAUUGAACGCGUUCAGGUUGAAUAGACUUGUAGUAAAGUGGCAGCGAUAAAAACACGACACUUUAAAACACGGUGUCGUUGGAACGUAUAAAUAUGGACUAGCACAGGAGAAAAAUAUGAUAGAGUCAGAGGAAACCAUGGUUGCCCCUAGCGGACCCGAGAGUGGGGAACAUGUGAUAAGUGCGGACCCUAAUAGGGGACAGGCGGUUAUGGAAACGAUAGUGAACAGCGAAGACGUGAAUAAUAAUAAAAACGACAACGAAAUACUGGAUAGUGGAAUAGAAGCUAACGAGACGGAAAAUUUCGAUGGGGGUGAAGGAGAGGAUACAGGUAUGAACAAUGAUGACAAUCAAGAAUAUGCAAAUGACACUGAUGAAGUAAAUAACGCGAACGCACAAGUUCGUACUCAGGAAACUAAAGUCACGCCAAGAGUAGCCAUUGGCGAGAAAGAGCCGGAAGAGAUCGACCAGUUCGAUUCCGUCUCGAACACUGUCUCUCAGCAUGAGCGACCGAAAGAACUUCCGCCGAAAGCGACCGUUCCCGUGGUUGUUCCGAAACCGGAAACCAUAACGACAGAGCCGCCGGUGCCCAGUGGGAAGGCCAAGAAAAUAAAGAAGGGAGUAUUUGUAUCGUAUUCCCCGGACGCCGGUUACAUGGAACGUAAAUUUGUGGUCGAGACUAUCAAGCAGUUAAAGGAGAACAAUUUAGCGGAAGACCUUUGGUUCGAUAAAGACGAAGACAACACCGGAAGUCCUUGCUGGUUCUCCUUGCGGAUGGAAGCGGUGGAGAAAUGCCGAGCGGCGAUUCUGUUCCUCUCUGACAGCUACUUCAUGUGCCCAGUGUCAGUGUACGAAGGUAAAACAUUGAUCGAGAGGACGAAAACUGGUCCCCAUACCGUUGCAAUAUUCCCCAUUCUGGUUUCCCAGAUCGAGAAGUCCGAGCCUCACAAGGAUUUCUACCCGGUGAUGAAUCAGGCGGUUGACCUGACGACCGCAGACAGGUCCAAGCUCAGUCUGGCCGAGAAAACGUCGGUCGUCAUAGGCACCAUGAUGGAAAGCUUAGAAAAGUAUGCUUGCAUGAAUUUACCUCUCCAAAUAGCUACCCCGCCGAUUGAGUACACCGGAAAUUACAAAAAGAAGAAAAUUUGUCAAUGGGAUACGUGGGACCUGCAGGAAUGGUUAUUCAAACUUGGAAUAAAAGAGUUUUACCGACAAAGCAUAGCAGAAAACAUGGUGGACGGUUUUCUACUGAUGUCAAUGACGGACCAGGACAUGAUCAGCCAGCUCGGCAUUGACAGCAGGGUGGUUCGGAAAAAAAUCAUGCAGAAUAUCUUGGUGACACUGGACAAGGAACACAAGUUGACGGAUAAUUGGCACCUGCGGGCGCGGUCGCAGCGCGCCAAACCGGAUGUUGUGUACAUGAUUUACGAUCCGGCGGAUGUUCGGCUCGCGCAGAAUAUGAAAAUUGAUCUUAAGAAAAAGAAUUUACAGUUUCCGAAGGAAGGAAAGGUCAUUCACCAUGACAGUCACAAGCUCGGCCGCUCCAAGGAAGACUUUCUUGAGAUCAACGGACCGCAGAUGGCGACCGCUGCCCAUGUGAUUGUGCUCGUGACGGAAGCGGCGGCAGCCUCCCCUUUCGUUUUCCACGAAAUUCUCUUCGCGGACUGGUUGGGAAAAAAGCUCGUGUCCGUCGUCUUCAAGAACAUAUGGAUCCAUAUGCGCCCGACGCUUAAGGCAGUUUUAGGCGAGUGUCCGGCGAUCGACUUCGAGACGAAGAUGUACACGGAGAGCCUGGACGUUCUGGAGCAUCACAUCAAGCCCCUGAGGCGCGUCCCGGGGGUCAUUCUGGAACAGGCAUACCUCAACAAGAUGGCAGACGGGCUGAAACCCCUCGAGGCCCUCGGCCAGUCGAGCAACGGGACGCAGAUGCUGUCUCUAGGUGAUGGUGACCCGCACGUGUUCAUCAGCUACCAGUGGGACAUGCAGGCCAAGGUGGAGGACAUUAGACAGGUACUCGAGGCCUCGGGGCUCAACUGCUGGGCGGACAUCAACAUGGCGCCGCAGCCGAACCGCACACACAGCAGCAAGAGCGGCCGCGGGAGCGUCUCCACGCACGACGGAGGCUCCGACACGCUGCAGUCGCUCAUUCAGCGGAACAUGAAGGCGUCAUCGGUGGUUUUGACUUGUAUCACGCCGAAGUAUCUGCAAAGUGAUAACUGUAAAAAGGACAUGAUGUUGGCCGAGACGUUUAACAAGCCGAUUAUUCCUGUGCUUUUGCGGUUUUCGCCCUUCGAGAGCGCUCCGGAUCCGAUUCGAAAGAUCCUGGCGCGUCUGAGCUACAUUGAUCUAAGCAACGAGCGCUUGUAUAAGCAGAACAUUUCAUUGGUUGUGGAGAAAAUUAAGAAACAUAUGACUCAGACAUAGGAUUAUGCAUGCGUUUGUUAAUAAAACGCCGUUGUGUUGCGCAUGCGCUGACAAUGUUAGAUGCGGUUUCCUGUCAUGCACAGAACACGAGUCCGUGACAGAAAGUGGCCCUGGAAGGUACACUUAGGAGACAAAGAAUAGCUCCCGAAAAUAUGGAUGUAAGAGUGUUUACUGAAUACUGCUCAUGAGAUUCAUUGGUUCUCGUUUUCUGUGAUAAAAGUUUUGUUUGUUGCAUAAACGAUUGAAGUAUAUGCCACAUUGAUUGAAAAGUGAUGUGACGUGUUUAUGAUGUGAUAUGAGUCGGCAAAAACGUAUUUUGAAAUAACUGUUUGUUAACCUUUAAAACAUUAUAAUGCGGUUUUUGCAUUAAAUAUACAGAUAAUCAGAUAUUACUUAUUUGUCGGAUGGAUUUUAACACACAAUUUAUGUGCACCGGUUCAUAUUGCAUGCUCACAAAACACAACGUUGAUACGUUCAUUCGCAGACAAAAUGUGAAAAGCAUUCAUUUACGCGUAAUUUUCUAAUCCCAAUGUCUUGUGAAAUAAGGACGAUGAUUGUUCAGUGAGUAAUCUGUAAUUUUUUCUUACCAGACAUUUCUCGUUUGUGUCUGUACUAAUUUAUUUUCAUAGUGUUUUAUUUGUUUGGUGCUCUUUUUGUGUUCUGUGUCCUAUGUCAAUGUCAUCUUUUAAACGUAACGAUACAUGUGCUUCCCUUGCCUUAGCCUAGUGCAAAUACCCUAUGGAGGUCAGCCCCCACCCACCACACCCACCUCACUCAUGUGAAUAACUACACAUUUUAGAAGUACAUGUAUUAAUGUUUUGUCAAAUUGAAAAAAAUGUCAUAGAUUCAAAACCAUGUUUUAUGUAUAUACAUGUAAACACUAGAUUCAAACAAGCGAAAUAUAUUGUAUGGACAUCUUUUAGUUUAGGAAUGGCCAUCAAUCGAAAUAGAUAAAAUAUUAAAACAUUUGAAACGCGGUUGCACUGGCGUAGUGGAUUUUUGUUUCGUUUUGUGGUUUGUAGGUCGCUGGUACGAUUCCUUCUCCGGUAUCCGGUACUCAUAUUUCCCGAAGUACACAAUGCUUGACUUUACCGAGAAAAUGGAAUCGAUGUUAAUACCACCAGCUUCAUACUUCUUUAUAUGCAACCGAUUUUAAAUAAAUAGUUUUACACUUAAUACGAACGUUCACAAUAUACAUACCCGGCGCUUUAAUUCAUUGGAAAUCUACAGACACUUUUGUGGCAGCUGAACACGUGCUUUUGUAACUAUUUAACAGGUACUUGUGUUACUGUCAAGCACGUACUUUGGUACCCAACUAGCAUGUUUUUGGCAAUAUAUAUUUAAGAUGUAUCGCUUUCAUACGAUAAGUUAUUACUAAAACAAGGGCACACUGAAACAGAACUGUACGUGAGUAACAAUACGCUCAAUGUAUUCAUGAAAGCUCGUGUGUCGUUCAUGAAAAUUGCCAGUAAAUUAUUACGUGUGUUUUUUUUUUUAAAUCUCGUUUAUGCAAUUUAUCGGUUUUAUUGCAGAAUCAUGUGCAUUUGGUCCCCUAUUUCAAUGCUAAACCAUUACUUUAAACAAGGACUUCGUUGAGAAAACGAAAGGCCUAUUAGAGCUAUCAUUAUUACAAAGGCACCCACACCACACCAAGCUGCAGUGCAUAGAUAUUUAUUGAUUUUAAAUACAUUGUUUGGUUAAAUUUUCUUUCUAAUAUAUUCAAUAUAUGUGUAUUAUUUAUACAUACAUGUCUGCAUUUUGAAUAUGUUCGAUCCUGUGUGAGAAUAAAAAAGAAAACAGCGUA
This is a messenger RNA of Dreissena polymorpha, 4509 nucleotides long. RefSeq lists its product as uncharacterized. The coding region runs from base 399 to 2705 and encodes 768 amino acids. The record is from RefSeq and is a predicted model, not a curated record. The transcript is spliced from 5 exons. Lineage: Eukaryota; Metazoa; Mollusca; Bivalvia; Myida; Dreissenidae. Gene Ontology annotation, biological process: signal transduction. Gene Ontology annotation, molecular function: protein binding.